AGGAGUGACGAACCGUAACAUUAUUGUAAAAAUAAAAGGUUGAAAAAGAAUACAUAUAUACAUAUAUAUAUAUAUAUAAUACAUAUAUAUACAUAUAAAGGCGGCAGCCUUUGCCGUUUCUCUUCUUCUUCUUCUUCUUUUUUUUUCGCGCGGUGAACGGCACCCCUUCAACUUGAGAAGAUGCGGUCCAGCCUGUUACUCCUGUGCACCCUCUUUCUCGUGUCCGCUUUUGGAGACCCGAUAAGGAUAAAAAAAGAAGCGCCGUUAAACCCACCCCCGAGCCAAUACGCUCCCCCGGCUACCUCUUACGGAGUUCCCAUAGGAUCCACUUACAACGUGCCCUCUGAUUCCUACGGCGCUCCACCGCCGCCCCCGCAACCCCCAUCCCCCUCCUACGGCGCCCCAUCCUCCUCCUACGGCGCUCCAUCGGCUCCUUCCUCCUCUCACGGCGCCCCAUCCUCCUCCUACGGCGCUCCAUCGGCUCCUUCCUCUUCCUACGGCGCCCCAUCCUCUCACGACGCCCCAUCCUCCAGCUACGGCGCUCCAUCGGCUCCUUCCUCCAGCUAUGGCGCCCCAUCCUCCAGCUACGGCGCCCCAUCCUCUCACGGCGCCCCAUCCUCCAGCUAUGGUGCUCCAUCGGCUCCUUCCUCCUCCUACGGCGCCCCAUCGGCCUCAUCCUCCUCUCACGGCGCUCUAUCGGCUCCAUCCUCCAGCUAUGGAGCCCCAUCCUCCUCUUAUGGAGCCCCAUCCUCUUCCUACGGCCCUCCAUCGGCUCCUUCCUCCUCCUACGGCGCCCCAUCGGCCUCAUCCUCCUCUCACGGCGCUCCAUCGGCUCCAUCCUCCUCUUACGGAGCCCCAUCCUCCAGCUACGGACCCCCAUCUUCCUCUUACGGAGCCCCAUCCUCCAGCUACGGCGCCCCAUCGGGUCACGGUUCCUUGGGAGGCGAUCAAGGGUACGGGAGCGGCGGGGGUUCGUUGGGAAGCGGGCACGGGGGAGGUGGAGGGUUGGGGAGCUCGUACGGGCCACCAGCCCAAUCCUACGGCCCCCCUCAAGGCCCCCAGGGUAGAUGGGAGAAGAAGCUGACGUGGAAGGCGGAAUGGAAGCGGAUCUGGAAGACGGAGCAGAAGCUGGCUUGGAAGCAGGAGUGGAAGAAGGUGCAGGUGCCGGUGUGGAAGGAGGUUCAGGUGCCCGCGUGGAAGGAGGUGAAGGUGCCCGUUUGGAAAAAGGUUCAGAAACCGGUGUGGAAGGAGGUUCAGGUGCCGGUGUGGAAGGAGGUGCAGGUCCCCGCGUGGAAGAAGGUUUGGAAGCCGGUGUGGAAGGAGGUGCAGGUCCCCGCUUGGAAGGAGGUGCAGGUGCCCGAUUGGAAGAAGAUCUGGGUCCCGGAAUGGGUGAAGAUAGGCAUACCGGGUGAACAGUACGUGGGGAAGGACCAGCACGGGUGGCAGUACACGAGCCACGACCUCUGGAAGAAGAAACUGAUAUGGAAACCCGUGUGGAAGAAGGUGUGGAGGACGGAGAAGAAGCAGGUGUGGGUGAGCGAGAAGAAGUUGGAGUGGAAGGCCGAGUGGAAGCAGGUGUGGAGGACGGAGAAGAAGCAGGCGUGGGUGGCCGACAAGAAGCUCGUGUGGAAGGAGGAGUCGGUGCAGGUUUGGGUCCCGGAGAAGAAACAGAUUUGGGUGACGCAGAAGAAGCAGGUGUGGAAGGACGAGUGGAAGAGCAAGUGGGUGCCCGUUUGGAAGGACGUGCAGGUACCGGCGUGGAAGAAGGUAUGGAAGCCCGUUUGGGAGAAAGUUUGGGUGCAAGUCGAACCCCACCGCGACGAGCAUCACGGCUACGAGUAACCUAUUCUCCCCCACUCCUAUUCCUCUCUCUGUUUCUUCCCCCACUCCUAUUGCUCUCUCUAUCUCUUCCCCCACUCCUUCGACAUCUCUCGGUAAAGUUCGGUCGAAUUCGUUUCGUUAGCGCGGCAGGGAGAGGGGGAUCGAAGGUCCUUUGUCUUUGAGCUCGUCGAGAGAAGAAUUGGAAUACCGCCACGAUGCGAUUGCGGUGGAACGUAGAAAUAAAAGUAGCUCCUCUUUCUUGCGAAAGGAAUGGAGCUACUUGGAAGAAAGAGAAGAAGAAUUUAUUUUAGACGAAGAUUCGAAGAUUCAUUGUCCGCGAGAUUAUUUCGAUCGAAUGAUAUUUUCUCGUUUCUUUUUUUUUUUUUUUUUAGA
This is a messenger RNA of Apis mellifera (honey bee), 2214 nucleotides long. Its product is annotated as translation initiation factor IF-2. Lineage: Eukaryota; Metazoa; Arthropoda; Insecta; Hymenoptera; Apidae. The transcript has 3 exons. The coding region runs from base 181 to 1842 and encodes 553 amino acids. The record is from RefSeq and is a predicted model, not a curated record.